AUGGCCCUCCCAGUACUUCGCACCUUGACAGACUGUGCCAACUUCAAUUCUACCGUGGCGCCUUACCUCUCCCAAUUAUGUCCUCUUCCGGUUGUCUUUGUCGAGGCAUUCACCAGCCCUGUGGCACUGAAGCAACUGUACCUCGACACAAAUCCUCUGAUCACAGCAGUCGCCUUCUCGCUCGCCAUCGCCCCUGUCUUCCUGCUCAUCUCCGAGAUCAACAAGAAUUACUCCCAGGUCGAUAGAGUAUGGUCGAUUUUACCAACCAUUUACAACGUUCACUUCGCCGCAUAUGCUCACCUCGCUGGGAUUAAAACUACAAGACUUGACAUUGUUGCCGCCAUAAGCACUAUCUGGAGUACACGCCUGACAUACAACUAUUUCCGUAAGGGUGGCUAUUCCAUCGGGAGUGAAGAUUACCGCUGGGCCAUUGUGAAGGAGCGUGUUGGCCCUUCGGUGUUCUUUGUCUUCAACAUCGUCUUCAUUUCGCUUUAUCAAUCACUCCUCCUUCUCAGCGUCACCACGCCGACCUAUGUCCUUCUCCUUACCCAGCGGCUGGCUACGCAUAGCUCAAAGAUGCCCUCUGUGGACUGGGAGGAUUUACUGGCGGGCACAAUGAUGCUCUGCUGCAUAGGCAUUGCGUUUGUGGCAGAUCAACAACAAUGGAACUACCAUUCGGCCAAGGCUGCUUACCAGAAGCAAGCAAAAGUUCCAGCGGGCUGGGAAAGAGCAGACUUGGACCGUGGCUUCCUGACCAAAGGGUUAUUCGCCUAUUCCAGACAUCCGAAUUUCGCCGGCGAGCAAGGCGUCUGGGUAACUCUUUACCUGUGGUCUUGCCUCGUCACGAAGACCUGGUACAACUGGACCGGCACUGGCGCAGCGCUCUAUUUGAUCCUAUUCCAGGGAAGUACAUGGCUGACCGAGCUUUUGUCCGCUAAGAAAUAUCCAGAGUACAAGAUCUAUCAGCAGAAAGUUGCGAAGUUCUUGCCUCUGCCGGGGUCAACGCCGGCCUCGUUCACACCCAAGCAAGCCCUUCCGGCCGAAGGCUCCAUUCCAAUGGAUAGUGAAGCAAUGAAAGCAAGCCAGAGACGUGAUCUACGCUAA
Molecule: messenger RNA, 1104 nt
Organism: Capronia coronata CBS 617.96
Lineage: Eukaryota; Fungi; Ascomycota; Eurotiomycetes; Chaetothyriales; Herpotrichiellaceae
Exons: 2
Coding region: 1-1104 (367 amino acids)
Cellular component (GO): membrane
Source: RefSeq, a predicted model, not a curated record